AAUAAUAAUAAUAAUAAUAAUAAUAAUAAUAAUAAUAAUAAUAAUAAUAAUAAUAAUAAUAAUAAUAAUAAUAAUAAUAACAAUAAUAAUAAUAAUAAUAAUAAUAAUAAUAAUAACAAUAAUAAUAAUAAUAAUAAUAAUAAUAAUAAUAAUAAUAAUAAUAAUAAUAAUAAUAAUAAUAAUAAUAAUAAUAAUAAUAAUAAUAAUAAUAAUAAUAAUAAUAAUAAUAAUAAUAAUAAUAAUAAUAAUAAUAAUAAUAAUAAUAAUAAUAAUAAUAAUAAUAAUAAUAAUAAUAAUAAUAAUAAUAAUAAUAAUAAUAAUAAUAAUAAUAAUAAUAAUAAUAAUAAUAAUAAUAAUAAUAAUAAUAAUAAUAAUAAUAAUAAUAAUAAUAAUAAUAAUAAUAAUAAUAAUAAUAAUAAUAAUAAUAAUAAUAACAAUAAUAAUAAUAAUAAUAAUAAUAAUAAUAAUAAU
This is a messenger RNA of Microplitis mediator, 471 nucleotides long. RefSeq lists its product as uncharacterized. NCBI's taxonomy places the organism in Eukaryota, Metazoa, Arthropoda, Insecta, Hymenoptera, Braconidae. The record is from RefSeq and is a predicted model, not a curated record. The transcript has a single exon. The annotation marks the transcript as partial.